AUGUCAAACGCGAUAGAGGAUCCCCGGGUCAGGGCGGCCAUUGAGCACUACCUGUUAGAUCUGGAGAACACCCAGCCGAAGAAUACGAAGCGAAAUUAUCGUCCCAAGCAGGAAGAAUGGAAGGAGUGGUGUCAAGCCAACUGGCCUGCGAUCCCGGACGUUUGGCCGGCCUCGGUACCACAGGGCCAACAGCUACCGGGAGACCUGGUCGAUGAAGGAAAGCUCUUGCUCUUCAUGAAGGAGGUAGUGGCAUCACGUCCUCCAAAGAAAGGAAAGAGGGUCGCCGAUGAAAGAAAACGACACCUCGAGGCUCAGGAAGCCAAGAGGGCCGUGAAAAGACGCAGAGCACCAUCAGAUACCAUCGUUGUAGGCGGCGGAGGUAGCGAAUACGAGUCAGACUCCGACUUGGAGUUGUAUGAGUCCACGCUCAAACUACAGUAUAAUACUAUACCCGACCACACCAACGUGGCAUGGUCCGAGAGGAAAGAGAUCGCCUGCGCCCUGAGGACGCAGGUGGACUUUCUGCUCGGGAACCACAUGCUGCUGCGGUCCGGCAACCGCCUGCCGAUGGAGUUGGCAGACUGCUUUCCCCUGGACUUACCCAACGAGGGCUUCAAGGCCCAGGGCGGAAAGGUUUCCGUCUUCCAAAGAAGCGAAGACUGGUAUGAAACGAAGGUGCUCCGCCGAUCGGCGAAAGAGCCUCAAGCUCCGUUGUCGGGCCAGACUGCCCGAGAAUGGACGUCCAGGUUCUACAAGAAGGCCGGCAUCAAGGUCUCCAAGGUCAGCCACGCGCCUAGAGUGGCCGCGACGCAAAACGCCGACAUGGCCGGAGUGGAUGAAGGCCAGAUCCGCCGAGCCGGUCGUUGGAAUAACGGAGACCAGAUGACCGGCUGCUAUCUGACUUCCCUGCCUUUCGAAUUCAUGAGGGCCGUGGCCGACUUUGACCCUGAAUGGUCGGGGUCUUAUUUCGUGCCCCGGGCCACCCCCUUUCUCAGAUCUGGGGUGGAGCAGAACAUGGCCGCCGGCGCCUUCUUGGAACUCCUGGAGUGGCUUCGAGAGGUGCUCCUGCAGGACGCUGUCUUCCUUCGCGAGUCCUACCCCGACCAUCCUAUCUUCCAGGAUCCGGUCUUCUCUUGCCCCGAGUUUGAAGCGUUCGCCAGCAAAGUUCAAGACACAUGCACACGGGACCACGAAGACAGCCAUACCACGGUCAUUCAAAAAGCGAUGCCGGUGGUUGCGGAGAAGCUGCGCACAUUGGAUGAGUUUGCGCAGGCGACCUACACCGUCACCUUCAGCCCCGGCCAAGGUGCUGCAGGUCAACAUGCGGAGAUCGCGGGAGCUCAUCAACAGAGGCGCCGCGCUCCACGAGAGACGGUCCUCAGGUCCGAGAUAGGCCCUUCGCAAGCGGGCGGUCCGACAUACGCUCCGCUCUCUCUAGAGCAGCAGCAGGGAAUGGUGCAAGCGGGCCAGGGGCAAGCCCCCCAGGGAAGAGCGCAUGGCGAGCCGCCUGGGCCGCGCGAACAUCCGAGCUUCAAGCUCCCCCGUUCUGUCAAAUCUGUACAGGAGCUGCUGCGUCUCUGGCGGCAGGGCUGGGGCGAAAUGCCUUCUGUGGAUUCUCUUGAGCGAGACUGGGGUGCUCGAUGGCGGCCAUCUGCAGAGAAGAAUUACCUUUCCACGCGCAAGAUCAUCGUCGAUGAGGCCAUCCGAAAGGACAGGCAAGGCGAAAAAGGGACACAAACGUGCGUCGGGGCAAUUCAACGUCGGUGGUAG
Molecule: messenger RNA, 1770 nt
Organism: Hirsutella rhossiliensis
Lineage: Eukaryota; Fungi; Ascomycota; Sordariomycetes; Hypocreales; Ophiocordycipitaceae
Product: centromere DNA-binding protein complex CBF3 subunit
Exons: 10
Coding region: 1-1770 (589 amino acids)
Molecular function (GO): DNA binding
Source: RefSeq, a predicted model, not a curated record